ACUUCUUCAACUUACACAUACACACACCACAGAGCUCACACUAUAAAUCAAGUCCUGGGAGAGAGAGAGAGUGAGAGCAAAGGAGGAGGAGAGAAAAGGAUGCUCAUAGCAGGUGCCAAAUAUUGAGGAAGACGAGAGCAAGAGAAUCAGACGAAGAGUGAGGAUGGAGCAGAGCUCUCACUGAACAUUCAGCCACAGGUUUUCAUACGAUCAGUCUUUGGUUUGCAAUAGUCUGUGUAUUUGGGCUCGUGUGUCUCUGCUGCAUGAUGCUGUGCUCUGCUGUUCUGGCAGUGCUGCUCCUGCUGGCACCACUGAAACCCAGCUAUAGCCGAAGUCUGCACACCCCUGAUCGGGCCAUGCAGGUUAUCGAGCAGUUCCUUGAGCGUUACAAUGACCUCUUGACUUUAGAUGACCUGGAAAAUCUCACCAGUGACCAAACAGAAGAGCCGGUACAGGUCUUUAAUUCUGGCAUAAAAGUUGCAGAAAGUCCCAAAUGGAUUGACAUACCGGUGCAGAAUGCAGAAAACUCCUGGGUUCGUCUGCUCAAGGGAGCUCUGGCCAAUCAAAAGCGGGCUUUGUCAGAUCGGUCACGGAGGGGCUGGAAUCGAGGUUGCUUUGGCCUGAAGCUGGACCGAAUCGGAUCUAUGAGUGGCCUCGGGUGCUAAUGACAGAGGGACAGAGCAAUUUGAGAUGGUUUGAGAUGGUUUUUAACAUCAAGUAGAUGUUCCUUAUAGUAACAGUCUGCAGUCAGUUUUUCUCAACUAUAUGGUGAUGUUCUCAUACAGAUUCUUUCAUAAAAUUCUUACUUUUCACAGUCUUUCUGAUAAUAUAUUGUCAUAGUGUAUUGUAAAUUGUUUAGUAUAAUGUGCUGUAACUUUUUAGUGAUUCUAGUUCUGUCUAUACUGUAAUGGUAGAGGAGUAAAAUACAUGUUUUUGUGUUCUUGGUUAUGUAUUGUUAGAUAAUACAAACAUCUUGUAUUAGAUUAUUGCGAAUCAUGGAAUUAUAUUUCAUAUAUUAAAAAAUGGAUUAACUAUGAACUGUGUUUAAGACUGUUUUGAAGGACAUGCAUGAGGAAAACACAGUUCAUCUUUAUGUUUGUGUAUAUUCGGCAUGAAUAAAAUUGUUAAAUGUG
Molecule: messenger RNA, 1133 nt
Organism: Silurus meridionalis
Lineage: Eukaryota; Metazoa; Chordata; Actinopteri; Siluriformes; Siluridae
Gene: nppcl
Product: C-type natriuretic peptide-like
Exons: 3
Coding region: 264-665 (133 amino acids)
Biological process (GO): receptor guanylyl cyclase signaling pathway; cGMP biosynthetic process
Cellular component (GO): extracellular region
Molecular function (GO): hormone receptor binding; hormone activity
Source: RefSeq, a predicted model, not a curated record